This is a messenger RNA of Ziziphus jujuba (common jujube), 746 nucleotides long. RefSeq names its product heavy metal-associated isoprenylated plant protein 28. NCBI's taxonomy places the organism in Eukaryota, Viridiplantae, Streptophyta, Magnoliopsida, Rosales, Rhamnaceae. The record is from RefSeq and is a predicted model, not a curated record. The transcript is spliced from 3 exons. Gene Ontology annotation, molecular function: metal ion binding. The coding region runs from base 166 to 648 and encodes 160 amino acids.
CUUAUUAGAUUCGUAUGCAAGAACAAGAAAACAUAAUCCUUUGCCGUCUAUAUAUAGAGGGUCUUGGCAUUUGGUUUUCACUUGGUCUUUUAGCGGCUCAUAUAUAUAUAUAUAUAUAUUUGUCCACAAACAAAGCCACACAGAUCGAUUUCUCUCCCAAACAACAUGACGUUAGUAGAGAUGGCUGUACACAUGGACUGCCCUGGUUGUGAAACCAAGAUAAAGAAAGCUCUUCGAAAACUAAAAGGAGUGGAUGAUGUGGAUGUUGACAUUAAUAUGCAAAAGGUAACAGUGAUGGGGUGGGCAGAGCAAGAGAAGGUGUUGAGAACGGUAAGGAAGACAGGAAGGAAAGCUGAGCUGUGGCCAUAUCCAUACACUCCAGAAUACCAUCACAACACCACCCUUCGGUAUUACUACCAUCAGCAACACCAUAAUCAUAAGCAGCCGUUGAUCAAUUUUCAUAACAUUAAUACAUCUCGGCUGGAGUCGCCUUUCGUUUCCUACGGCAACUACUAUGAGUACGGCUAUUACAACAACAUUAAUAACGAUGGUCGGAAUUAUGGCCCUUAUGAUAACUCCACCGCUUUUGAUGAGAAGGCACGUGCGAUGUUUAGCGAUGAAAACCCUCAUGCUUGUUCCAUUAUGUGAUAUUCUAGUUAACUAUUGCAUAUAGAUAAGCUAACGCUACUAUAUAAUCGAUGCCAAUAAACGUUAUUUUGUUUUAUUUGAGCAUGUAUGUUUAUGCC